Messenger RNA from Sabethes cyaneus, 1839 nucleotides. RefSeq lists its product as uncharacterized. NCBI's taxonomy places the organism in Eukaryota, Metazoa, Arthropoda, Insecta, Diptera, Culicidae. The coding region runs from base 1 to 1839 and encodes 612 amino acids. The record is from RefSeq and is a predicted model, not a curated record. The transcript is spliced from 2 exons. Gene Ontology annotation, molecular function: aspartic-type endopeptidase activity. Gene Ontology annotation, biological process: proteolysis.
AUGACAGGACACUUGCAAAAGGUGUGCCUGAGAGCGAAGAGGGAAAAGAAUACCAAAUCGGAGACACAUUUACUCGAGCAAAAUACGCGACCUGUAGCAGGAGGUCCAAACAAAAGUGAUAUUGUGACACUGGAAGAAGUUUGCAAGUUGGAGGAAACGUGCACACCUUCUACCUCUAAAUUUUAUUUAGACAUGCUAGUGAAUAAGGUAACCAUUCGUUUCGAAGUAGAUACAGGAGCUCCAGUCACAAUUAUUAGUACAGAAGAUAAGAAAAAUUUGUUUCGUGCGGAGAAACAUUUACCAUCUGAUCUCGAGUUAGUUAGCUAUUGUAAUAGUCGUAUCUACGUCGAGGGUAUGCUAAAAAUUACUGCAGAAUACCGUGAACAAUCGUUCAUGCUGCCACUAUACGUGUCGAAUGUACGAAAACAACCUCUACUGGGCCGACAGUGGAUCACGGCGAUGCAAAUCGAUCUCAAUGACGUUGCGUUCGCUGGUGUUCACACAGUGAACAGUGUUGCUACUAAUGCCGUGCCGAAAAUUACUCCUACAUUUGUUAGAUCGCUAGUGGGAAAGUAUGCUAAUGUUUACGAUGAAUCCAUCGGAAGGAUCAAAGGUUUGCAAGCUAGGUUAUGUUUGAAACCGAAUGCAAGACCAGUAUAUGUGAAAGCGCGUCAAGUUCCGUUUUCUUUGCGAGAUGCUGUCGAAAAGGAACUAGAUCUUCUAGUUGAGAACGGAGUCCUGGAGAAGGUAAACCACAGUGCGUGGGCAACACCGGUUGUUGCAAUAAUGAAGUCCAACAAUAGAGUGAGGCUAUGCGGUGAUUAUAAGGUCACGGUGAAUCCGAACCUUGAAAUUGACGACCAUCCAUUACCGACAAUUGAAGAACUUUUCGCCAGUGUUGCUGGAGGGGAGAAGUUCACCAAAAUCGAUUUGACUCAGGCCUACUUGCAAUUGGAGGUUGAGGAGGGUGAUCGUGAGGUACUAACUCUAAGUACGCAUAGAGGUUUGUAUCGGCCAACACGUCUAAUGUAUGGCAUUGCAUCUGCGCCUGCAAUUUGGCAGAGAUUGAUGGAAGAAGUGCUGAACGGGAUUCCUGGAGUUACCGUCUUCUUGGAUGAUAUUCGAGUCACGGGACCGAAUGACUUCAUUCAUCUACAGCGAUUAGCAGAAGUACUAAAAAGGCUGAGUACGUACAAUAUGCGAAUUAACAUUGCCAAAUGUCAGUUUUUCGAAAAAAAGAUCGAGUACUGUGGAUAUCUGAUUAAUAAGGACGGUAUUCACAAAGUUCCAAAGAAAAUUGAUGCAGUUCAGAACAUGCCAGUGCCGCGAAACAAGGAUCAAGUCCGUUCAUUCAAGGGAACACCCGAUACCAUUGUUGAGGAGACGGAUUAUUUGGAGGUGAACAUUAUUGAUACGUUGCCAAUAACCGUAGAAGAGCUUGCGAAAGCUACUGCUUCAGAUUCUACUGUGAAAAUAUUAGUGCAAGGUUUACGGAACGGAAAAUCUGUGGAACCUAGAGAUCGCUUUGGAGUAGAUCAAAUGGAGUUUACGUUACAAAAAGGAUGUAUCAUGCGAGGAAUUAGAGUCUAUAUUCCACCAAGUUUGCGGAACAAAGUAUUAGCAGAACUCCACUCGACUCACUUUGGAAUUACCAGAUUGAAGGUUCUAGCUCGUGGCUACGUUUGGUGGGAAGGAAUAGACAGAAACAUCAAGGACCUGGUGCGCAACUGCAGUUUGUGUCAAUCUACUCAUGCUGAACCGUCGAACCAACGCAUUGUUGGGAACCUCCUGCAAAACCGUUCGAACGAGUACAUGUUGACUUUGCUGGACCGUUUAUGA